Molecule: messenger RNA, 975 nt
Organism: Chelonus insularis
Lineage: Eukaryota; Metazoa; Arthropoda; Insecta; Hymenoptera; Braconidae
Gene: Tcs1
Product: Threonyl-carbamoyl synthesis 1
Exons: 2
Coding region: 102-911 (269 amino acids)
Biological process (GO): regulation of translational fidelity
Cellular component (GO): cytoplasm
Molecular function (GO): double-stranded RNA binding; tRNA binding; nucleotidyltransferase activity
Source: RefSeq, a predicted model, not a curated record
GAUUCAACUGAAGAACGUUGUCCAAAGUGCUCACAUCCUUACGCAUAUUUUAUGCAAAUUCAAACGAGAUCAGCUGAUGAACCUAUGACCACGUUUUACAAAUGUUGCAACCAACAGUGUGGACACAAUUGGCGCGAAUAAAGCAUGAAAGAAUACUUGGAAGUAUAAGGACCAUAAUUAGAGUGAAUCAUCUACCUCCACUUUCAGUCAUCAUGCAUCAAGCCGGCAAUACUGUGAGUCAGUUAAAACCUUCUGCCAAGCAUUUUUACAUGGGUGGAACUCGAUGCUUUGGAGUUGCUGUAAAAUUAAUCCUAGAAGGGAAAAUAAUUGCAAUUCCUACAGACACAGUUUAUGGUCUAGCUACUCUAGCUCAGAAUACACAGUCAGUUAAAAAACUGUAUGAGCUUAAGGGACGUGAUGCGAAUAAACCUGUUGCUAUAUGUCUGAGUUGUGUUAAAGAAAUCAAACAUUGGGCUGAAUUGGACCAUUUACCACCUCCUCUUAUUGUAUCAUUGUUACCGGGACCAGUUACUGUUGUUUUAAAACGUAAACCAAAGUUAAAUGCAAAUUUGAAUCCAGGAAUUGAUACUGUUGGUAUAAGAGUACCACAAAGCAAAUUCAUUAGAACUUUAUGUCAAGCCGUAGGUCAACCUAUAGCACUUACAAGUGCUAAUUCAAGUGGUGAUCAAAGUAGUUUUCAUCCGGAUGAAUUUACUCAUUUAUGGCGCGAUUUAGGAGGAAUUUUCUACAGUAAUCCGGAUAAGCAAAAAACAAAAGAGUGUAGGAGAGUAGGUUCAACUAUUGUAGAUCUGAGUGAACAGAGUAAAUAUAAAAUAAUCCGAGAAGGUAUUGGCUAUGAGAAUACCUUAAGAUUGUUGCAUAAAUAUGGAUUACAAAAAAGAGAUGAAUAAAAAUGAAUAUUGUCUAUUGUGUAAUUGGAUGAAAAUAAUGUAAAAAUAAAAUAUUUAUAUUCUA